This is a messenger RNA of Hydractinia symbiolongicarpus, 3183 nucleotides long. RefSeq lists its product as uncharacterized. The record is from RefSeq and is a predicted model, not a curated record. Lineage: Eukaryota; Metazoa; Cnidaria; Hydrozoa; Anthoathecata; Hydractiniidae. The transcript has 2 exons. The coding region runs from base 573 to 1040 and encodes 155 amino acids.
UUUUAUAAAAAACGAAAAAUUUUAACUGUGAUUGGACAAUAUGGAUCACGUGGUUUACGCCGUCGAAAUAUACUUUUUGGCGCUACUUAUUCUCAAACCCUCUGGAAAUUUACUGGAGCGUGUUGCGUUUGUUUGCUCAAACUUUAUUGAUACUUUUUGGAUUAUUGGAUAAGUAUUAUUUAAUAAUUUUAUCUGUGUCUUUUUACUAGCAAACAAACUACAGCUAGGUACAUCUUUUAGUAGAUUUACCUACCGUUAUAUCUGAUUUAAAGGGACUGUACGGUAAAAAUAAAGUUGUUUGUAUAUUUCAAGUUAUAAAAAAUAACUCACGAACAUAUAUUUCUUUUUCCAUAAAAGUUUCUCAUAUCAUUCAUAUCUGCAAACUUUUUUCAAUAACAUGUUGAAGCAUGCCUUCAUUCUUUUUGUGUGAAUGUGCGCAAAAAAGACUGGGUUAAAACAUUAACAUGCGUAAUUAUGCAUGUGACGUAAAGCAAUUCAGAAAGAAAGACAGAGCGAGCGAAAUAUAGAGAACACCCCCAGCAAUGUAAUGUAAGUUUUUUAGUAGGAAUAAAAUGUCUUCGAACUUUACUGUUAUUGGAUUUCAGUACGAACCAGAAAGGUCAGAGGCAGAAAUAGCGGCACAGCCGAGGCCUGUGUAUAACGACGACGGCAAUGACCAAGUACUUCCAUGCGAAAAUUCUAGGAUGAAUAAACCUGUUAAUGAAUGGUGUCGAUGUGGGAAUUGCGAGAGAAUGCCGACGGGCAAAGAAUGUCUACGCUGUGUUGAUGUGGAUGCGAUAAAAUACUUUCAUCUCAACGAACAAGAAUGCAUUACACAACACCCUCAUUUUUAUUGGGUUGUCCUACCCAAGGACGCUCUUUGGACUGCCUUAGUUGCUCUUCACGACCGGGAAAGUCGGGGUAUACCAGAACGCGACAAUGUACCAAAUAAGUAUUUUCUGUUUUCCUUUUUUUCACUACUUCAUUUACAUGAUAUAUAUGUUAUUUAUUCAUAUUUUUGUCUGUUAAAGGUCUUAUAGAUAUGCUGCCUAUCGUCAGUUUUGCUGAUUCGUACACAACAAACUAGGAAGAGGUGUGAGACGGGUUAUACCAGCAUGCGUUGUUUCCCGUAUUAGGAAGGAAUACCCGAGCACAGAUGGCCAAUACACUGGGUUUCGAGGUGAUGAUGAAGGGGGAGAAGUGGCAGAAAUGGAUUUGUUGUGGACAGAGGAUGAGUAAUCAUCCGGAAAAUUUGUUUUAUAUAUAUAUGUACAAUGAUAGUUAUUUACAAUUAGUUUUAUAUUUACGUUUUUACAAUUUUAUUCGCUUAUAUUUUGUAGAUUUUUCAAUUAUUUCUGCACGUGCAGGUCUAUCAUCAGGAGCAAUUUUCAAUGGGAGUUGACGCUUCAGCUGACUUCGUUUCGAAGCUUUCCUUUUGACUUCAGCUCGUUUCAAUAUUUUCCUUGUAAUAUGCGAUAGGUAACUAUAGUCUUUAUCGACUUUCACAACCUUUGCCACAAAUCGUUUGUUGGGCUUUGAAUAUGCCACCUUGAAAAGAGGGGUUUCUACGCCUUCCUCGUCGACUUUGCAUUUCUAAAUGAGAAAAAGACUUAUUGACAUUACGAACAAAUUAUAUAAGAACAUGUGCGAUUCCGUACCCAGCGCUUCUUGCCUGCGCUGGUACGAGGUUGAGAACAUUUUUGUGUUACAACGUUUAAAUAACGCUGUUUGUCUAUGAAAUGAUAGUUACCUGUUCUCUGUCGACGUUGUGGUUGUGAUCCAAAAUGGCAAGCUGUGUUCCAGCCAACAUCUUCUCCAUUUUGAAAAAUAUGGACUUAGGGAGACAUCGUAUUUUCAAGGAAUGAAAAACUUCCAGGAGAGUGGUAUGGAGUUGUUCCGUCAGCUUUUCCAUAUCUUUAACAAGACUAGGUUGCGUGACAACUUUCACCAACUUGGAGUGGGCCUCAGACCCUAUCACAAGCCACUGUUUUCUGUUAUUUUCAUCUUCAGUCAAUUCCGGAUGUUCGCAUUUUUUAUAUAUUUUAUUCUGAUGGAAUGUAUGGCGAUUGACUGAAUGGUGAAUGAUAGAGGUUAAUCUCUCAACCAACUCCUUUCCGUUACCAUGACAGUUGUGAAUCGACCAAUAAAGGUGAUUAACAACUGCAGGCGCCCAACUAGCAAGAAUUUUCAUGUCUGAAAAUAACACAACACGAAUUAAAUGCCUCAACAAAUAACGCUAACUGUUGUAUUUAUAUUGUGAAGAUAAAUUCUAUGGUUUUAAAGAGAGGAUUUAUUUACCCUUUUUUUUCGAUGCCUUGAUUAACUUUUUGAGCAUUCCCUUCCCAAUGUGCCAAGGAUCAAAUUGAUGGAUAAUAUUGUUGAACCUUGGGUCACAUCGCAUCAGCUUUUUUAUCGAAGCGUGCCGAUCAGUAGAUAUGACACGUAUGGGAAGCUUCAUAUCUUCUUGUAUUUCUUCAAUACAGCGAAUAAAACCUUCCUUUUCCAUGGAUUGUGACGUACCAGUCUAUUCCUAUUGUGAAUAUAACGAAAUAAAUAAAUCGAUUUACUGAGUCAUUGAAGUCAAAGUUUCAUUAAAAGUAAUUACCUUGACAUGCACUAUCUUGAAGUUCAAUACUUUGUUUGUCUCGAAAUCCAUUGCUGAUACCGUGCUGUAGGUGGCAUUGUGACCAGGUGAGUCACAUUGACCGUCCACAGCAAGUGCCAACUGUCGAUUUGUUAUUAAAAUAUCUUCGGCCAACAUCUCUUUUUCCUUGCGCCACGCAUGAUCUAUCUCAGGGUAAACAAAGUCUCCCCUGUGUUGAUAGUAGGUUGAUUUUGAUAUAAAUUGAAGAUUCAAAUAUUACAAAAUUUCAGCAUCUUAUUAAACGUAAUACCAGCCAAUUCGAUUGCUGCUGUUAGAUGAAUAUUACCAGCACCUUUCGUAUGAACUUUUGGUUGACUUGACCAAACGUAAUGACAACCUAAAGAUGGAGUACUACUAGUUAUUUAUAUUCGCUCUGGGAACGAGGUUGAAUGAUUUAAUUAUACAAUUAGUCUUACCCUUUAAACAUGUCAUGUCGCACAUUAAUUGACUUCCAGUGUUUUGAAUUAUGCUGACGUUUUGUUGAUCGACAACUGAACCACACUUGGAACAAUAUCGUAGCAAUUCUUUAAUACACGACU